This is a messenger RNA of Branchiostoma belcheri (Belcher's lancelet), 1580 nucleotides long. RefSeq names its product insulin-like growth factor-binding protein 7. Gene Ontology annotation, molecular function: insulin-like growth factor binding. The transcript is spliced from 5 exons. Gene Ontology annotation, cellular component: extracellular region. Lineage: Eukaryota; Metazoa; Chordata; Leptocardii; Amphioxiformes; Branchiostomatidae. The record is from RefSeq and is a predicted model, not a curated record. The coding region runs from base 141 to 887 and encodes 248 amino acids. Gene Ontology annotation, biological process: regulation of cell growth; regulation of signal transduction.
UGGUCGUGCCUAUUAAAGAUUUAUCCCCGGAGACGUCCCACAGCCUGGCCCCAUCAACUCGGUAUCCGCCAGCAGUUGGGCAGACCUGCGCGUUGUUUCCUCCGUCUCCGAUCGGCACCACAGCAAAUCUUAUUUUCAACAUGGCAGCCAAGCUGGUCCUAGCUGUGGCGCUCCUCUGUCUUGGUGGCGUCUUGGCCAAGAAACAGUGCGGAGAAUGUGACCGUGACGCCUGUCCGAAGCCGGACUGCGGGGUGGAGAUCAGGAUGCCGGAUGAGUGCGGUUGCUGCGAAGUCUGCGCGAGGCUCGAAGAUCAAACUUGCGGAGGGAAAGACUGGCAGGAGGGCCGUUGUGCCUCCGGUUACCACUGCUCUGUAAACCCUGACGAGAAUGAGGAGGAGACCCGUCGCGGGAAGUGUUACUGUAAGUACCCGUACCGUGUGUGCGGGUCUGACGGGAACGACUACGUCACCUACUGUAACCUCAGGUUCGCCUCCUGGAGCAGCAAGAACGUGGGAGGACCCAAGAUCCACAAGGUGCACAAGGGAUACUGCAAGUUCGCCCCGAUCAUCGCGACCCCGCCCUCCCCCAUCCGUAACACCACCGGCUCCUCUGUGUUCAUGAGCUGUGAAGUACGGGCUCACCCCACCGCCAGGAUCACAUGGAAGUUCAGGAAAGAUGAGGAUGCCGAGCCCGUGGAACUGCCCGGUGACGCCAGUAACGUCGCCUGCAGCUACCGCGGAGGACCCGAGAAGAACGAAGUCACCGGAUGGGUGCUGAUCGAGCCUCUUCAGAAGGAGAAUGACGGCAUCUACGAGUGUUACGCCGAGAACGAGUUCGGCAACGACUCCAGCUCGGCCACCGUGGAAGUGGAGGGCGACGAGUUAUAAAGUUACAUUCACAAAUAAACGUUUCCUGACCCGUAGUUUUCCUUUGCACAGCACGUGUAUGUCGAUGAAUGGAUUCUUACUAUCGUCGAGUUACAGAUAUUGGGGAAAUAAGAAACGCAUUCAAGGUGUUGGUAGAUUAGAACACCGUACAAGGUUACUAACGAUCAUCACUGUGUGUCAAUAGAUAGACGUGUCAUUUAGGAUGGAAUGUAUUCGUUCUGUGUGUCACUGUGUAAGGCUGACCAAAUCCCGGUGUUUAAGGGAAGUAGUUCUGAAUUCCAGGGUAUCUCAGGGGCCAGAAUUUACCCUGGAAUUCAAGCUAUACAUGUACAGUAAACUGUCACAGUUCUGCAAAGCUUGCCUUCAACUUCAACCUACACAUUUGUAUGGAUCUAUUUUUACACAUUUUUUAUUGGAUUGAUCAAUGAGUGUUACCCAAUUCUACUUCUUAAGUAUGGCGGAAGGGCAUCGCAAUAUUGUCUUGUCGAAAGCUCAUCAGGCCAUCCCACACAUUUUCUACAUGGUUUUGUUGGAGUAAAACUUAAGGUAUGUAAAUAGAUUAGCUGUCACUGGCAAAAAUGUGGGUGUGCCAAAUGAAGGUGAUAAACAGUGCUAGUGUUAUCAUAUACUACCUUCUUGUGAAACCAUUUGGGGUAUCUUAGUUGAAGUAAUAAUAAAAGAAGCAGAUUAUUA